Cantharellus anzutake is the source of this 1146-nucleotide messenger RNA. RefSeq lists its product as uncharacterized. The record is from RefSeq and is a predicted model, not a curated record. The transcript is spliced from 4 exons. The coding region runs from base 350 to 925 and encodes 191 amino acids. NCBI's taxonomy places the organism in Eukaryota, Fungi, Basidiomycota, Agaricomycetes, Cantharellales, Hydnaceae.
CAUUGCAGCGGGGCCUUUUGUAUUGGGCCUGAGAGUAUUUAAAUCUCGUCCGCGUGGGCAUCGGAAGAUCUAGGUUUCUUCCUUCCAAUUAAAUCGCGCCACUACGUCCUCCUGCUCUCUGAUAGUUCCUUCUACUUUACGAUGUGUAUGUGGUGCGUAGCAAGUACGACUGUCCGCUCACCACUACAUCUCGACGUACACUGAAAAGUCCAUUCCAGCACAAAACUUACAGCGCCCCGAACUGAUUUGGUCAGCACACUAUCCUCUGCUGGACGAAAGGGAUUGUUUUCUGCUGAGGGAAAGGGAGCUUCCAACAAUUUCCAACCCCCCAUUCACCUACGUACAUGCGAUGACAGCGCGAAGAAGCGAUGGUUCCCGUUGGUCAAUGCUCUUUUCUCCCGAGAAUGACGCACAGUUGGAAUCAUUGGUAUACGCAUAUCAAGCCGGUCGCAGUCCUCUUCGCGAUCUCACCGUCCACGUCCACGUGUCCUUAUUUGAUCCCUAUAUCCCUCAACCUUCUUCCGCUGAGGACGCAUGUUUCACAAGACACACCUCACCUCACUUUGUGAACAUGUCGACUUCGGCCGAGAACUUGAGAUAUAUCUACCCGAAAGGUGUCGUUCCAUCGAAUUACAUGACCCGACUCCGAAAACCAUCCGACGUUUGGAAGGCUUUGAAUCCUCUCCUCUGCCGGCCAGCGGAGAUGCCAAAGCUUCUGAUCUUGCGUGACUGCAAGGCUGAUCCUACUUACGAUGGACUUUAUCCUCGAAACAAAUGUCUUCACGGUGACCCCUUGACCUCAGGCACUUUUGAUGUUGGCGCCAUAGAUUAUCGUGGACACUUUGAUUUCUCUCACGGCGCAUGGUUCUUUCGUCACCUCCCGAAAGGUGCUUCGCGCUCACAGAAACGGGAGAAAGCCGAGUGAAGGCUCCUGUGCAGACGUUACAGAAAGUCUGCCAGCCCCCGAUUCUCCUGUGCUUCACCCACCGCACUGUACCACUUUACCUCCGCCACCGGCCGGUACCUUACAACUGAUAUUAGUUUUGUGGAUUGAUAGAUAGGAUCCGAUGUCCACUUUGUCUCCCUCGUAUACCCUUACUUUGCAGUAGUGCCUCUCCAUACCUGCGCAUCGUAUGUAACCUACUA